Messenger RNA from Equus caballus (horse), 2356 nucleotides. It is a transcript of the gene TPD52L2, whose product is annotated as TPD52 like 2. Gene Ontology annotation, biological process: carbohydrate metabolic process. The record is from RefSeq and is a predicted model, not a curated record. NCBI's taxonomy places the organism in Eukaryota, Metazoa, Chordata, Mammalia, Perissodactyla, Equidae. Gene Ontology annotation, cellular component: cytoplasm.
UUACGUAACACCACGGUGGCUGAGGCAGUUCCGCUGGCUGUGUGUACGCGGCGGGCGGCUCCCGGUGCGGCGCGCUCGGCUCUCGUGGCGCCCGCGACCCCGGCCCCCGCCUCAGCUGCAACCCGGCCGCCGCUUGAACAUGGACUCCGCAGGCCAAGAUAUCAACCUGAAUUCUCCUAACAAAGGUCUGCUGUCCGACUCCAUGACAGAUGUCCCUGUCGACACGGCGGUGGCUGCCCAGACUCCUGCUGUGGAGGGUCUGUCGGAGGCUGAGGAGGAGGAGCUCAGAGCUGAGCUCGCAAAGGUGGAAGAAGAAAUUGUCACUCUGCGCCAGGUUCUGGCAGCAAAGGAGAGACAUUGUGGAGAGCUGAAAAGGAAGCUGGGCCUCUCUGCCUUGGAGGGCCUGAAGCAGAACCUGUCCAGGAGCUGGCAUGAUGUGCAGGUCUCUAACGCCUAUAUGAAAACUUCUGAGAAACUUGGAGAGUGGAAUGAGAAAGUGACCCAGUCGGACCUCUACAAGAAGACUCAGGAGACUCUCUCGCAGGCGGGACAGAAGACUUCAGCUGCCCUGUCUACCAUGGGCUCUGCCAUCAGCAGGAAGCUAGGAGACAUGAGGGCUCGUCCGUUCUCGCACUCCUUUAGCAGCUACUCCAUCCGCCACUCGAUAAGCAUGCCGGCCAUGAGGAACUCUGCAACCUUCAAGUCAUUUGAAGAUCGAGUUGGGACCAUAAAGUCUAAGGUUGUGGGUGGCAGAGAGAAUGGCAGUGACAACCUUCCCUCCCCGACUGGGAGUGGCGACAAGCCCCUGCCUGAUCACACGCCUUUCUAAGCCCGUAGCAGCUUCGCCCGGCCAUGGAACACAUGCAAGUACCCUCUCAUCGCCACAACUGCACCUCUGCGCAGCGGAGCAGCCGGCCGGGCCGCUGGUGAGCGCAAAGAGCUGGUUUUGAGGACAGUCCUGCCAUCCACACGUAGACGUGGCCGCUGCACUCACAUGAGUUAGAGAACACAGUCUUGUACACAGAUGCUUCACACUAAAGUUGGUAGAUGCAGCAGGUCACUGUGUGUCCUUCCCAGGGUGCGGGAAGUGGACAGGGUGGCAGGUCCCACGGCAUCUUGAGCCAAAGCCCAAGUUCUCUUUGGGAACCUGUUAGUUCAUCAGAAUGUUGAAAGAAUGGGAAGAGCGAUAAGUAUAAAAUAAGUGGUAUUUCCUAACUCUUUCCCUAAGUCACAGAGGGAAGAGUCAUCCAGAAAGCCCUAUCUAAUCUGCAGUUUUUAUUUCAAGAUGCUAAACGAGAAAACUGUCCAUUUUCUGAAACCCUCCAGAAAAGAAACUGAUUAUCAGCAGCUGCCUGAUUGUUACACUAAUGAUCUAGCUUUAACAAAAGCAAAUUCUUUAUUUUUUAAAUGCAGUGGAUUUUUCAAAAAUUAAAACUAAGCAAAGCAGCUUUAGUGUCAUAGUUAGAAAAUAUUAUUUCUUUGGACUCAAGCUGAAAUACAAGCCUUACAUCGCCUUAUGCUUUAUUGGUUUAUAAUGUUUUUAUAUAUAAAAAUGAGGGUUCUUUAGGGGUUUUGAGCACUAUGUAGAAUUCUGCAUCUAGCCCAAGUGGCAGCAUGCCUGUCCCAGUGGUGUGUUUUAUUUCACUGACACACUAUCCCAGUAUAUAUUGCUUCUCUCUCCUCUCAACAACUGUGGCAACUUCCACUGGCCAAAGAGCUCCUGGGCCUCUGGGGUUGGGGGUGGGGGACAGGAGAAAGAAAAGCAGCACCUUCCACAGUGCUGCUGAGGUGCCCUUGUGCAGGCCAGGUCCUGCGGCACGUUACUGCUCAGCACCUCCAGCCGGGGACAAGCCAGCACCAGACGGACCCUACAGGGCAGGUCGGGGCUGGGGCACCGAGGUCUGCUGGAACUCUGCUGUCCCCUUUUCUCAGGAGCCACAAAGAUCUCUUUCCCAUUUUGAAGCUGCCAUGCCCCAGCAACCUCUCACCCAGGGCCCCACAUGUCCGGUGUGUCUGGAGGGGCAGCUCCGUGCCUUACUGGCUCUUAGCAGGCAGAGGCCUUGCCUGCACGUGCAUCUGCACCCCCUGUGGGUAUCUGCUCUGGGAGACGGCAGUGAAUUCUCUGGUGCUGAGUGUGUGCUGGUCACUUCAGACCCCCCCCCCCCCCCCCCAGAGGACUGCGGGCCAUGCUUGUGCCAGGGGAAGAGCACUCAGCGUUCUUUCUCUGGGGUAGAGUCUCUCAGUUGGGGUGUCAGGAGAAGGCAAGGUGCACGGGUAGUAACUGAUUUAUCUUUUCCUUAAAGUAAAUAAUGGGUAAUUUGUCAAUAAAGCAUUCCUUUAUUAUGGGAAAAAUCCA